Annulohypoxylon truncatum is the source of this 1355-nucleotide messenger RNA. RefSeq lists its product as uncharacterized. The coding region runs from base 256 to 927 and encodes 223 amino acids. NCBI's taxonomy places the organism in Eukaryota, Fungi, Ascomycota, Sordariomycetes, Xylariales, Hypoxylaceae. The record is from RefSeq and is a predicted model, not a curated record. The transcript has 3 exons.
AUCUUCGACAUUCUCCCGUGCCCAGCGUUCCCUACACUUUUAUGGUUGCCUUCAGUCCGGCAUUACCAAUUGAGCUGACUAAGUUUCAGCCUUAAUUGACGUAGCAUAUGCAUGCGCCUAUUAGGUAGCACUGCAACGAUUUGACGAUAUUGUGACAGUGCACGUAUAAAAGGCCGAUAUUCCCCGUUUCUCCAAGACAUGACGGAACUCCAACCAUAAACUUCAUAUCCUACCUUCAUUUAAAAUAGUUUCAAGAUGAAGAUUAUCGUCACAGGUUCUACCGGAUUCGUUGGGGGUGAAGUAAUCCGGCAAGCGAUCGCCGACGAGAGGAUCACGCACGUUUUUGCUCUAACCCGCAAGCCACUCGCUGGAGAUUUCGCCAAGAAUCCCAAGCUUACGGUCGUCGAACAUCAAGACUACUCCACCUAUCCACCUGAGCUUCUGGCACAGCUUGCAGGCGCAGAGGCUUGUAUUUGGACCCUUGGAGGUCGUGCGUACCAAUUUCCGGAUGUAGAAACAGCGAGGAAAGUGUCGGUAGACUACACUCUCGCUGCGGCGAAAGCCUUCAUCGAUGAGCUGGCGCCCAAGCUACCGGAGCCUCAAAAGUUCCGCUUUCUGUUCUGCAGCGGAAGGGGGGCUGAGUGGGAUGAGAAGAAGAAUAUGAGAAUGUUCGCCGACACUAGAAGAAUUAAGGGACAAGUCGAGAAAGGCUUAUGCGACCUUGCGGAUGCCAAUAAGGAAAGGUUCGAAACCUGGUCUGUGCGGCCUGGUGCAAUAAUGAAGAGGCAUGCUGGUUUGGUGAACAUACUCACUGCCAACACGUCUGGCUUCAUUGGGGUAGACCAUCUCGCCAAAGCCAUGUUGACGAUUGUCAUCAAUGGCCACAAGGAUCGAAUUAUUGAGGCUGAAGAGCUGCUGAAGCUUUGAAGUACACAGGGAAUGUGCUUUGGAAGUAGCGGAUAUUGUAAUAAUGGUAAUGAUAUUUUUCGAACAAUAUACUCUUCUUAAUGGAAUAAUGGAUAUAAAUUACCUAAUCUCAGGAUCGUAACUAUGUAUGUAUUAUGUUACAUAGCGGACCGAGCCCUCGGAGGGGCUGUUGAGGGCCGAAUUCCGAAUUCAACUCCGGGCUGAACUCCAACCUACUCUCCGGCAAACUAGACCCUUAACACUUACCUAUCUCUCACGGCUCAAAACCGGGGUCCUCAGAUAGGAGUACGUACUUGUCAACUCAGGGGUUCAGGGGUCGGGGUUAAAUGUUUCUGUGAUGACUAAUCCGGGACUCAAACUAAAGAAAAUGCAGGCAGAACUCGCUUUAGACUAAGUUAAUCCUUUUUCGACCAAAUACCGGAUCUGAG